CAUCGAGUUUAUGGAUUCUGAACAAAAGCUACACGGGGAUGUAAUGGGUGGGGGGAAUUAGUCCCCAAACUAAUCGAUUGGCAAUUUUUUAAUUUUUCUAAGGUUGGAACACAUUUUUUUCGUCGGUUCUCUCUUACUUAAAACUCGUAAUAAAACAUUCUCAUGAACGCGCAUUUCAAUUCAGUUUUUCUUUGUUUAUAAAUUUAUCAUCAUUAAGCCUUUUUUAUUUUUUUAAAUGCUCAGAAGAUACGCAUUUUGAUCGGUAUCGAUUAUUUAAAGUAAGCUUUCAAACGUCUAAUACAAUGGCAGUUUAACCAUCUUUUGAAAGAUUUCGAUACAUAUUUUCGAUGACCAAGUAACCGAAACUGAUUUGUUGACAGAUAAAGUGAACUGUAAACAAUUAAAAAGAGUGAACGAGGAGCAUGUUUUCCAAUAAAGAGAUUGGUAAUUGAUAAGAUGGCCUACUAUAAUCAGUCAGAGUUUCAGAAUCAGUCCAUGAGAGAUGGCCUCCCUUUCCGACAUCAAAAUAUGUCUCUUUCUACAGAAUAUGAUUACCAGCAAGCUAUGGCUCAGCAUGCUGCUGCUGUCAAUGCUGCGAACAGUUCUUCGUUACAUUCAGCUAUGGCCCAGAUGCCCUCAUUACCAGCUGCACUUAAUUUAUCUGUGAACUCUGUUAAUCAAGGUUAUUCAGCUUCUGGUCUAGGUUCAUCUUUAGGUAACAGUAAUGCUGCCUAUCAUUACUCUUAUGGGUCUUUAGGAUCUUCAGGGAGUGGGAGUGGCAAUAGUGUUGUUGGACAGCAUCAUGUUGGACAUGUUGGUCACCAUCAUCACACUGGUGGUGGAAAAUCAAAAAAGAAGUACAAAUUAAACAAAGACGGUAUUCCGCCACCUAAAAGAGCAACUACAGCAUAUAUUCAUUUUACACAAUGGUAUAGAGAAGAACUUAAAAGGAGUGGGAGAGAGAUUCCUAAGAUCGGAGAGUUCGGUAAAGAAUGUGCUGCUAAAUGGAAUGCUAUGAAUGAUGAGCAGAAAGAACCUUUUUUAGAUUCUGCGGGAAGGGACAGAGAACGUUAUAAGCGUGAAAUGUCCAUAUACAAGCCAGCCAGAGAUGCUAAUAAACCCAAGCGCCCUGGUACUGCAUUUAUGCUGUUUAUGGCAGAUUUUAGGAAAGAAAUGGCUGGAAAAGAGCCUGAAGGUGGUGUAGCUGCUAUGGCUAAACUAGGUGGGGAAAGGUGGAGAAGUAUGACUGAUGAAGAGAAAGCGCCUUAUGUUGAACAGCAAUUAGAAGCAAAACUACGAUAUGAGCAUUCCAUGGAAGAGUAUAGAAGAACUCAAAACUUAGAAGCUCAAAAUCAGGCAGCUAAAGCAAGAGCAGCUGCAGAGGAAGAAAAUCGAAGCAGCCCUUCUGAUAACUUUAAUAUGUGUCAGCAAGGCAAUUCUCAGCAGCAGCAGCAACAACAACAACAGCAGCAGCAACAACAACAACAGCAGCAGCAGCAACAACAACAACAACAACAACAGCAGCAGCAACAACAGCAGCAGCAGCAGCAAAUGACACGCUCUCAGCCGACACCUCCUUCUGGAUGUUCGACUCCAGCAUCCACUGCCUCUUCGCCGGCUGCGCAAGAUCUCAGUUCGAGUCCCUCUGGUAUGAAUACUCCAUCUUCUGCGGCUCAAACCUCAGGAGCUAAUGUUGGCCCUCUGCCAUCGUUUUCCACAUCUCUGGCAUUGUCUCAUCCUGGCCUCUCUAAUCCUCAUGCCACAUCUCUGGCCAUGUCCUAUGCACAGUAUUCGCUUCCUAGUUUUGCCCAUGCCGGGGUCUUGGCUGCAAAUUAUACUCAAGCUCACUCUCACAACACGACCACCGCGGCCGCCCAUAUGCCAUCAGCAGCUUCGUCUUCUACUUACAGUCAGGCUCAGGCCCACAUGCAAGAUCCUUACAGGUGGACCUAAGCACUCUGUGGUGAGUGAAAAAAAGAUAUCUUCCUUUCUAGGACAACAAUUACAGGGCAAAAAGAUUCCGAUGGCAAUCGAUGCAGCUCUAUUCAGAGAUAUGCACAGUUUUUUGUGCAUUUAACCUUCCCUUUAAAACACUGAUUUUGAGUCUGCUUUUUCUGGAGGUACCUGUGAUGUGUUGGUUCCACGUCGUCAUGCACAGUAUUUCUCUUGUACUUGUACCCUAGUCUGCGCCUUUUAAGAUAUUGACAGACUUCAUAUUGUUCGGAAACUUUAUAUUUGUCUCAUAUCACCGAAAGAUCUGACCAUCGGAUUCUGAGACAGAAUGUUUGGUAUAAAUAUAUACAGUGUGGUAAAAUGUUGGAAAGAUGAACAAAAAAUUAUAAAUAAGCAUGCCAAGAGUACUUUUAAUCAUCAAAUUAAAUUUAUUUAUGUUUUGUCAUUGCAAAUUCAUUUUUUAAUAAUGAGUCAAGUCAUCAAUCCAUACUGUUUUUAUAUCGAUUCUGUAUGUUGAAGACAUUUAUGUUUGUAUAAUAUGACAUGAAUUUUUGUACAAUUUUUUUUAUAUUUUGCCAUAUAAAUUUGUUUUAUAAUUGUUAAUGUCUUGUGCAAUGACAACAAGUAACAUAUCUUUUUAUUUGCACAAAAUGCAUUUUUUUUCCUUGUUUUAGUUUGUUCAUGUUUUUUAACAUUUUACUGUUAAAACUGGCUCUUGUAAUUCUAUGACUUUACAGAGCUGAAUUCACAUAAUAUGUGAAAAGAUAUAGCUUGUACAGAGUCCUGCAAGCCUCUUUUUGUAAAUAUUCCAUGACAUCAAAUCUGUUUGAAAUUUUGCCAACAAGUGCACAAUCUUAGUUGCAAUUUUUAUCAUCUCUCUCUCUUUUUUUUGAAAGCAGAAGUUAAUAGAUUUUUUUUUUCUUUUGAAUUGUGUAAAUAAACUAUUGAUUUUGAAAUGAACUUUAUUUUUAGAAUUAUGUUGAAAUUUCCACAAUUCUCAUUUUUCUGCUUUUUGUAAAUAUAAUCUGUUUAUUUGCAAUAUAUGAGGGUCCUACAAGUUUUCAAUUAGUCACAAAUAUUUCCACAUAUAUAUCCAUUUUUAUAUUUUUGCCUUUUUAUCCUUUUGUUACAUUUUUUAAUGGUGAAAUGAAUCAAAAUAUUAUAUCCUCCUAUACUUUAUUCAGUAGUAAUGAUUUUGCCAUGUCAAGGAAAGUUAAAUAUAAAUAGGUUACUUCAGCAUAGUUAGUCAAUUUAGAUUUCUUUUGUUUUAUUGCUCUGAAAUUCAUAUUGACAAAAUUUUUUAUCAAAGUCAUUAUCUAAAUGUUUUGAAUUCUCACAGGGUAUUUAUUAGUUGAGCUUAAAAUGGAUUUACAUUAAUUUGUAUUUUAGCACAUGACUGAUAUAAUAAAUGAAUUUUGCGUGUGUUGCAUCUUACCUAGAUGCCUAUUGCGAUGAUUUUUUAAUUUUUUUACUCAUUGAAAAAUAUAAAAAAUGAGCAGUGUUAAAUAAUUCAUAAAAUUGAAUCUAUGAAUAAGAUCUAUGUUGAUUUCAACAAUUAAUUCCUUAUAAUUUUAACCAUAGAUUUCAUAAUUUUUUAAUUAUUUUUUUAUAUCAUGAUCAUGUUGGUUUUUAAUACAUUCAUUUUUGUUUGCACAAUAUUUGAAAUUAGAUGUGAUGCAAAUUUUUGACGCACAUUUUUAUAAGGUAAUAACAAUUCUAUUGCUCGCAUUUUUUCUUCCUCUUUAUUUUGUAUUGCAUGAAAUUUCUUCAAAUGUCAUAGUUUUCUUAUUUUUUUAUGAUUUAUAAUUAUUUAUCCAUCUCAUUUCAUUUUUAAAAAAAAACCUGUUUAUUAUUUUGUGCGCUUUUUGCAAACAGAUUCCCUUUCCCUUCUGUAUGAAUAAGGCAAGCUUACUAUAUUUUAUAUGAAGCUCUAUUAAUCGGUAAAAUUCAUACUAUAUAUUUUUUUUAAUUGAAACUGAUCUCCCUCCCCUUUCUCUCCCUCAAUCUGUCAGGGUGCUUGAGAGUGAGGCUACUAGGUUUGCAGGACUUGUCAGGCUGUGUUUAAGAGUAAAAACUUAGAAGUAUUAGAUUAUUGCUGUCAGGGCUUCUUAAAGUAUGGCCAUUGAAGCCUGUUAGCAAGCUGUUACGGAAAACUUCAAUGUUGAUUGGAGAUUUCAUGAAUUCAUUUCAUGCAAAUUUUGUCGUAAAUUAAAAAUGUCUAUUAAACUAAAUUAAUCUUUUGUUUGUUUUUAAAUCAAUACAUCAUUGAUAUGAUUGAUGAUGUCUGUACAAUUGAUCUCUUUUAAAGCGGUGGGGGUCUUUUUGUCUAUGUGUGUUUGAGGAAAAUUUUAAGAAGCCCUGAUCUAUAUGAAUAUAGUAAAAUUUUCAUUUUUUAAGAAAUGGAUUUAAGAUUGUAAAGAAUAAACUGCUCUAAUUUUAAAUGAAAAUGAAGACUAUUUAAGGUGUUGGUAUCAUAUUUCAUGCUGUAUAUUUGAUCUGAAUCCUAGGUACUUUUAAGUGCAAAGAAAAAGGUUUUUGUGAAUUAAAUUUGUAUUUCAGUAUUAUCCUGUAAAGCCUAUACAUAUACAUAUAUAUAUUUAUCUUUAGAUAAUACUAUCCAUCAAUGUAGCAUUUUAUUCUUUUGAUAUGUGUGUACUUAAGAGCAUGGCCCUCUUAUUAUGCGUGCCUCUGUAGAUAUUAUUAAAACAAAAUGCUUAGCCUAAAUGAAGUGCUUUGUUGUCUUGGUCAGGCGUUACAUUACUUUUCUUGUAAUUUGGAGGGGGGGGGGGCAUUCAGAAAAGAAAAAUGCUGCCUGUUUUCAAGGGUUGCUCGCACUAAUUUUAAGUUAUAAAGCUUUUUAAGUUUUUAGAGAAAUAUAUACUGUUUAAUGUUUUUAUUAUGUAGUGCAUUUGAUUUAAAUAUGAUCAAUUUGAUAUGCAGAGCUUCAAAUUCAACAUUUAGUUUUUUACAUUAUUUGUUUUCCUGAUUGUAAUUGGAUACUUUGUUUAAAUAAUCAUUGUACCUCAUGAAAAUUAAAAUCCAGGAGACAGGUACAUAAACAGUACUGCUGCUAUAAUAAGUCUUAUGACUUUCAGAAGUGCAUCUGUAUGCUGUUAUUUUAUCAAAAUACUAACCUCGUCAUCAUUGUGACCACAUUUUUGGCCAUACCUCGAUAGUGACUUUCAAUUCACCUCUAUUAAUUUUAUCUCAAUGCAAGAUCUGCUGUCUGUGAUACUUCGUCACAAAUCAUUGUGGAACAUUGUUGCUUCCAUUUGUAUCUUACAUUUGUUCAUAAAAUAAUACCCUGAAAGCAACUCAACCCCGUGAAAUCUGCUAGUAUUUACGUAGAAGUCAUCUCAUUGUUGAGUUACUUAAAUCUUCCCUUUGGCGAAACAAAAAGUAGAUUUUAUCCUGUAAGCGAAUUAAGUUAGUCUUCUGUAUGAAUCUUUUCCCAAAUGUUGCAAUUUUGGAGUGACUGCAUAUAACUGGCAACUGAAAUUUUAAAAUUCUUUGUCCUGUUUAUUUUUAAUGAAAUAAAUGCACCAUGUUUUUUUAAUUAUUAUUUGAUGAUAAUUUCUGAAGACCUAAUUUUUAUUUUGGCAAUGUUAGAUUUCUAAGCCUGUACAAAUUCUGCUACUCUUCACUUUGCUACUCAUCUUGGUCAUGAAUACCACUCAGAAAAAUAGCCUUUUUGUGUACAAAUUUCAGGGUGUGAAUAAAUAUAAGAACAACUAUGCAUUAUUGUACCAUAUUUGAUAAUAGAUUUUUAUAUCAGAUGUAAAUCACAGAAAUCUGUCUUGUAAAAGUGUCAUUUCCUAUGUAUUUGGUUACAUAAUAGUUUUCUCUUCUGUCCUACGUAGGAUCUGAGUAGCAUUGUGAAUAUGAAUAAUUUAAAUCUAUAUAUCUUUAACAUGUUUGUAAACUUUUAUGUGCACCAAAAGUUACAUUUAUUAUUAGGGGGCAAUAUGCAUAUUUUAUUGCAAAUUCUUAUUUGAUAAUUAUGUGUAUUGUGUAUGCUUUGUUAUAUUUCUGGAUUCAAGGUUAAAAUUAGAUUAUUGUGCUUUAAACCUGCUUGCAGUUUUUAAUGAGCACAUAAUUUUAAUUCAGAUGUAAUGUAUUUAGCGAUGAAUAAUAUCCAAUGCACUUCUGUAGGUUGUGAUUUGACAAAAAAAAUUUCUGUCCAUUAUACUUCUGAUAAACAAGGUCUCAUUUAUUAUUUAAAGUUGUUUUGUGAAGCAUUCAAACCCGGUGAAAUUUAAUCUAUAAAUUACUGUGCUGGUUUUUUUACUGCGAAACAAAAUUUCCUAGUGUUUUCUCUUAUGUUUUCAGUAUAUAUAGUUGUUAGAAUAUAAAGUGAGGUGGUUUUUUUUCGUCUUUUCUUUUAAUGCUUUUGCCAAAAUUGUUAUUUUAUUUUGGCUUUGAACUCCAUAAUUUUUAUAUUAUAUUAAUGUAGUGAAAGUAAUUCUGCUUUUGAAUUGAAUAUUUAAUUUUUAAAACCUUUAUUAAUUAAUAAUAUUUUGAUGUUUAAAAUUAAAUAUUGCAUGCUAUAUGGCUCUAAGAUUUGUAAGUUACUUCUCAGUGGACAUACUUACCUCAUUAGUAUCUUGCUCUUAGCAGGGAAAAAAAUUAAGUGCCCAUUAUUCUAACUCAAAAUAAAAUGUUCUUUUUUUUAUGAUCGAAUACCUCUGCAGAUAUUUUUGUAUUGAUACUACAGUGGAUUUCCCAUCAAUAUUUUCUUGCUUAAUAUGCAUUAGAUUAAUUAUCUAAAUAGCUCAUUUGUUUAGUUUUACAAAAAAGUAUAACUGACAUAUUUAUGUAGAUAGUUCAGUUUUGUGAAUUGGUCUUUAAUAUCUUAUUUUAUACAUUUUGAUCCAAUAGUCUCAGGAAACUCAAUAAUCAUUUUAAUAGAGAUUAAUGUAAUUAUUCUUUGGUCAAACUUGUUUUCCCUCAAUUAACCAUGAAUUUAAAAUUUUCAAUCCUCUGUUCAUGUAUUAUAUUUAGCAUGAUUUUUAGUUGGUAAUACAAUUAAUUAUGUAUUUAGCAUUGUUUUAUUUUUAAAAUCAGGUAAGUACUUAAUUAUGUUAUGCAGAACUAAAUAUAUGUUAAAAUUAAAUUUUUUGCACAUGGUGCAUUUUUUUUUCAUUUUAAUAGUAUGUUUUUUUUUAUUGUUCACAUUUUAAAAUAAAUGGAAUGUUUUCUGUUGUGGGCUGUGCUACUGCUCACUGUUAUGUUUCAUUUUAAUUCAUCACUUUUAUCGUGAUAUUGUUAUGAUUUUAAUUAUCAUUGUUCUAGCAUUUUAAAAACAUAGCUGCAUUAAUCAUUUUCAUAAACUUAGAGGAGUAAACUUUUACAAAAUCUCCGGUGUUCAUAAUUUUGUAUGUAGCAUAUUCAUCUUCAACUUAAGUGUCAUGUUUGUGCCAUUAUAAGUUUACAAGUGGAGCCAAUCUAUAGCCAUAAUUUUAAUCUACUUAAUUUCAUGAUUGUAUUACUUUUUUUACAUACGGUUUAUUAUUUUAAUCAAGAAGUUCUAUGAAAACUUGUUUUAACAUAAAAGGAACUUUUAAAAGAAAUGUGCAGCUAAUAUAAUGUGUAUGGCACAGGAUUCUAUUUAAAUGAUCUGUUACUUUUCAAAUGAAAAAGCUUUACCUCCUAACUGUAAAAAGAUAUGCUAUAUUUGACAUCUGGCACCAAGUUUUGUGCUUUGUAAAUAGGUUUUCCCUUGAUUACUAUUGUAAUACAUUUUGGACUAAUUGAAAAAUAUAUUCAAUUUCUAUAUUAGUGAAAAAUAAUGUAGUUAAAAAGUGCAUCUUGUAGUUGUAAGAUAAACAAUGUCUAUGUUCAAAUUAAAAUUAUUUGUUAAAAGAAGUAGUUUUCAUGUUCCUUAGUAAAUUCCCUGGCUAAUUGUUUUACAUUUAAUUGUUUAAUUCUUAGAUUUCUUACCUACCUCUGUUUUUCUUAUAAGUUAUUCAUAGUUAAUUGACUGUAACUUACAAAAGUGGCAUUGUAUUUAUUUCUGAGACAUUGAAAACAUUCCAAAUUGGCAUAUAUCCAUGUGGUUAUCAAAUUUUAAUUAAUUCUGGACAUCUGUUAUUUAAUAAGAAAACUAACUCAUUGGAUAAAGUAAUCAGCCUAGUAAGCAUUUAUAUAUGGAACAAGGUUGAUAUUAUGCAUUAUGAGCUAACUCAAGGUUCCCUGUACUUUUUUGAAUUCGAAGAUAGUAAUCAUAAUAACUAUAAUGUUAUUUAAAUAGAUGUUAUAUAAAUAAGUUUUAGCCUAACUCAAUUUUGGAAUGUUUGUUAAUUAUUGUGCCAUGCAGCAGUAUUUAGCUGUAUGCUUUUCUGCAUUCAAAGGAUGUGUUAUAUUGAAUUAGAAUUUAGAUUUAAUAUGUGUCAGUAUUAUUUUGUGUGAUUUAAACUCAACAUAGAUUUUAUUUGCUUGUUUGCAUGAUAUUCAUCAAAACUUUUGUUUUGUUUUUGAAAUGAUGAUAAUGAUUUGCCUUUAGUUUCAUUUUUAGCAUUUGUUGAUUCUUCAGUGUAUUUUUCAAACAUUGUUCCAUGGUCCUCAAUUAUUUUUUUAAAAAAUUUAUAAAAUUAUUUUUUUCUGAAUGUAAAAUUAAAUUUUAAAAUCUUAAUAUUAAAUUUUAAUUUUAAAAUCUUUUAGAUUAUGAAUUGAUGAAAAGAUUUCAAUUAAAAAUUUUGAUAUCUGUAAAUUUUUUCAAUUAAAAGUCUCAGUUCAAAAAGACAUCUUGAUUGAAAUUUUCCUUUAAGGAUUUAUUGAGGCAAAAAAUAUAGAGCCAUUAUAACUUUUUAAUUAAAAAUUUGAGGGCAAAAUUGUUUUUUAAAACAAAAAUAAAGAUACUUGGCAGUAUCAGCCCAUUCCAUCUCAUUUUUUCUCUUUGCUCAAUUCAGGUAUCAUUGUACAUUUAUUGGGUAUGCACUGUACAGUUUUCAAGAUCGUUAAAAUAUUCAAUUUCUUCUUCUAUAUGCCUUAUUAUUUUAUAAUGUUUAUGUACAGCUUUUUUGUAAAAAAUCUGUGUCAUAUUGUUUAAUUUAAAUUUAAAUCAUUUUGAAGGAAUCAUUGUUAAUUCACAUAUUUCAGUUUUGUUAAAAUCAAAAUUUCGUACUUAAGACUAUUUUUUAUUAAAUUUCACCCAGGUGAGAAAAAUGGUUACCAAUUAAUUUGGUGCCAAAUUUAUUAUUUUAUAUAUGUAUAUAUAUUUUUUUAGUGCUUACAUAGUCUUUAUUGAUUUCUUUUUAAUAUGUUGUAUAUUGCCAAAAAAAAAAUGUUUAAUAUUGAACAGCCUAGAGUUAAAUUGAGGUUUGGUGCAUGUUUUUAAAGACUUUUGAACACCAUAGAAAUUCCAGUAUAAUAUGAAAAAUUUGCAGCAAGCACAGUUGUGCUUAGCAUUUAAAAUAUAUAUCUAUCACUUCUGUGGUAAAGUAUUCAAUUUAAUACUGAUGUGAUUAUAAAACUGGAAUGGAAUAUUGGUAAAAUUUGGUACAGGGUACCUGUAGGUUUAAUGUCAGUCAAGAUUUGUUUCCCUGAACAUGUGUUGUGUAAUUGCUAGCUUAUUAAAUGGAUUAUUUGUA
This is a messenger RNA of Argiope bruennichi, 9542 nucleotides long. RefSeq lists its product as uncharacterized. The transcript is spliced from 7 exons. The record is from RefSeq and is a predicted model, not a curated record. The coding region runs from base 457 to 1953 and encodes 498 amino acids. NCBI's taxonomy places the organism in Eukaryota, Metazoa, Arthropoda, Arachnida, Araneae, Araneidae.